AUGCUACCAGAGACUUAUCCUAAUCGUCUGCUAUUGCAGCGCGAUCUUGUUAUGGCUUACAAGAACAACGGGCAGACAAAAGAGGCUAUAGAGUUGCUCGAGCAUGUGGUACAGGUGGAGAAAACCAUAUUACCAGAGACUCGUCCUGAUCGACUAGCAUCUCAGCGCGGCCUUGCUACCGUAUACUGGGACAACGGGCAGAUCAAAGAGGCUAUAGAUUUGAUAGAGCAUGUCGUCAAGGUUCAGUCUAGGCUACCAGAGACUAAUUCUAGUCAGAUAGCAUCGCAUUAUGCCCUUGCUGUCGUUUAA
This is a messenger RNA of Bipolaris sorokiniana ND90Pr, 309 nucleotides long. RefSeq lists its product as uncharacterized. Lineage: Eukaryota; Fungi; Ascomycota; Dothideomycetes; Pleosporales; Pleosporaceae. Gene Ontology annotation, molecular function: protein binding. The coding region runs from base 1 to 309 and encodes 102 amino acids. The record is from RefSeq and is a predicted model, not a curated record. The transcript has a single exon.